This is a messenger RNA of Phlebotomus papatasi, 1170 nucleotides long. Its product is annotated as THAP domain-containing protein 1-like. The transcript has 3 exons. Bases 132 to 1100 code for a protein of 322 amino acids. Gene Ontology annotation, molecular function: sequence-specific DNA binding. The record is from RefSeq and is a predicted model, not a curated record. NCBI's taxonomy places the organism in Eukaryota, Metazoa, Arthropoda, Insecta, Diptera, Psychodidae.
UGUAACAACGAGCGUUUCAAAUCGCCUACUUGGGUUUGGUAGAACCUUUCCUGUUGAGUUGAAUUUCAAGUUGGUGCACAAAAAUCUUUCAUUCACGCUUUGUUUGUGGGAUUUUUCACAACAGUAACAGAAUGUCUAAAUGUAGUGUUAAAGGUUGUAAUGAAGAAUCAGGAGGAGGCACUAGUGUAUCUUUCCACAUACUAAAAAAGAAUGAACCAGAAGAAGUCAAGGAAAUAUGGAAAAAAUUCGCCCAAACGUCCAGAGUUAAAGCUUCAUUUUGCAUUUGUUCAAGACAUUUUACACCAGAUGAUUUUAUUACUAGUGAGAUAUACCGGAAGUAUUAUCCCAAUUCAAAGGCUAAACUAAAACCUGGUGCUAUACCUACGAUCCCGGUGGAAGAUCUGCCUCCUCAGCAAACCACAAAACAGGUACCGCCUAAAGUUGUAGUUGUCAAACAUACUCCAAACCUUCACAAUGAUGAGACCACAAGUGAUGCUUCAUGCUCAACAUCAGUUGAAAUGAUGGAUAUGGAAAAUAAUUUGGAAAUCCCAGAAACAGGAUCAGGAAUAAAUAUCUUGGAAGUUAAAUCAACUGCAUCAGUUAUGCUUGAAGAACGAUCUGCACAGCAGCGCAGAAAUAUGGAAAAUGAAAAAUUAGAAUUGAUGAAGGAAAUUGAAGAAAAGAACACAGAACUUCAACGAUUGCAAGGCAUUGAGGAGGAGUUGGCACAACUGAAAGGCAAGGCCGAAAUUCUAAAGAAAGUAAAAGAACAUCUCCAGCGGCAGGUUACUUCUCUGAAAAGCACCAAUGAACAACUAAUGAAGAUCAAACAGGAAAAAGAGAACAUGGAAGAUAUUCUACUUGAGUCAUUCUCACAAAAUGAAUUAGAUUUACUUUUAAAACGAAAAUCCCAUGUUGCCUGGAAGCGAAAGGAAAUUGAAGAGGCUUUUCUCAUUCAAUACUUGAGCAAACGCUGUUACAAAUAUCUGAGGAACAAGAAGCGUUAUCCUUUGCCAUCUCUUCAAAUAAUUCAGAAAUGGACGAAUCAACAUGGUAUCCAGCUCGAAGUUCUUAAUAAUAUUGAAUCAGAUUCAGACUGAAUUAAUUUAGGAUUUUAUCUCAUUUUGACAAAUUUCUUUUACAAUUAAAUAAAAUUCAAUUAAACAAAAA